AAGCCAAACAAAACUCAAACUUUGCAUCUUUAGCAGAAUUAAGAAGUCGCCGUUGAUUUAUGUACGGCUAAGGCUGCUGCUGACGAUGACGACCUGACACAAACAUUCACAGAAAAUUCCGAUCGUGUUCAAGUUACAUACAAGUUUCGAUCUUUUUCUACGAGAACUUGUUUUCAUCGUCUUGAUCGUGAGACCCGCACGAAAUCUUCGCUCGGUCUCUAUCAUCUGUUCUCAAGUUCAGAGUCCACACACAGAAAGCUCGAAACUUUAGGAUUUUGAUAAAAGAGAAUUCUUGCAAUGGCAAAUAACGCGGCUGCUUGUGCUGAGAGAGCUACAAAUGAUAUGCUGAUUGGUCCUGAUUGGGCUAUCAACAUUGAAUUGUGUGACAUUAUCAACUUGGAUCCUAGCCAAGCAAAAGAAGCAGUGAAGGUGCUCAAGAAACGGUUAGCUAGUAAAAACUCUAAAGUGCAGAUUCUCGCUCUUUAUGCAUUGGAAACUCUUAGUAAGAACUGUGGGGAGAGCGUGUACCAGCUUAUUGUGGACCGUGAUAUUUUGCCUGAUAUGGUCAAAAUAGUCAAGAAAAAGCCAGACCUGAGUGUAAGGGAGAAGAUACUUAGUUUGUUAGAUACAUGGCAAGAGGCUUUUGGUGGAAGAUUCCCUCAAUAUAAAAAUGCUUAUAAUGAACUCAGGUCUGCUGGAAUUGAGUUUCCACCUCGAACAGAGAGCAGUGUACCCUUCUUCACUCCACCUCAGACUCAGCCCAUUAUUGAUCACGCCGCUGCUGCUGCGUCAGAUGAAGAUGCUGCUAUUCAAGCCUCUUUGCAAAGUGAUGAUGCUUCUGCUCUCAGUGUGGAAGAGAUUCAAAGCGCUCAGGGGUCAGUUAAUAUUUUGAUGGACAUGCUUGGUGCUCUUGAUCCAAACCAUCCUGAGGGUUUAAAGGAAGAACUUAUAGUUGACUUGGUAGAGCAAUGCCGUACUUAUCAAAGACGUGUAAUGACUCUGGUCAACACUACAUCAGAUGAGGAGCUUCUGUGUCAAGGAUUGGCGUUAAACGACAACUUGCAGCGUGUUCUUCAGCAACAUGAUGAUAAGGCAAAGGGAAGCUUUGUUCCUCCAACAGCUCCUACUGUACCGCUUGUUAGCAUCAACCAUGACGAUGAUGAUGAGUCAGAUGAUGAUUUUGCUCAGCUAUCUCACAGGUUGAAAAGAGAGAGUGCACGAGGGAGUUUCAACCCUAUUCUUCCUCCACCACCACCUACAAUGAGGCCAGUACAUGUUGAAUCUGGUGGUGCUAUGGACUUCCUCAGUGGCGAUGUCUACAAACCUCAAGGAACCUCAGAGAGUCUAAAGCCUCCUAGUACUUCCCAUUCAUCAGAUCGAGACUCUUCUGCUCCUGUUUUCGAUGAGCCAGCUCUUCCCCGGAGCAAAUCCCCUGAACAAGCUUUGUACACAAAGCCAGUUUAUGAUCAGUUGCCUCGUGCUCCACCGCCAAUGUCUGUUAGAACCAACCAGAGGCCACAAUACUCGCAGCAUGGUAACGUUCCUCAACGCUCAAGCAGUGGCUCUGAGUCCUCUUACGAUGAUCUCUUGGGACAGUCGAGGAAUCUUUCUCUGAAUCCAACCGCCUCUGCUGCUACACCACCACCAAAGAAAGAUGACAAACCAGAGGAUAUCCUUUUCAAAGACUUGGUUGACUUUGCAAGAACCAGGAAGUCAUCUUCCUCUUCCUCCAAACCCAACAAUCAGAACAACACACCGUUUUGAGACAGUGCUGCCAGCUGUGUUCUUGUUUUCUUUUGAAUGAACAUGGAUGAUGAGAACCUUGUUUCUUAUUGUAUAAAUUAAUAAAGGUGAAUAUAUAGAGAUCUUUUAAUC
Brassica napus (rape) is the source of this 1875-nucleotide messenger RNA. RefSeq names its product TOM1-like protein 3. NCBI's taxonomy places the organism in Eukaryota, Viridiplantae, Streptophyta, Magnoliopsida, Brassicales, Brassicaceae. The transcript has 9 exons. Gene Ontology annotation, biological process: protein transport to vacuole involved in ubiquitin-dependent protein catabolic process via the multivesicular body sorting pathway. The record is from RefSeq and is a predicted model, not a curated record. Gene Ontology annotation, molecular function: phosphatidylinositol binding; ubiquitin binding. Bases 298 to 1764 code for a protein of 488 amino acids.